AUGUAUUUUGCAGGAAGUAAUUUUGUGUGCCCAAACAGCUGACUGUCAAACCAAGGAAAAUGUUACUGGUUCUCAACUUCUUUUAAAACUUGGAAAGAGAGUCAACAUGAUUGUACACAGCUACAGGUGCAUUUUCCGGUGAUUCUAAAUUUGAGUGAGCUGAUUGGACCAACUCACAGCAAGAGUUGUGCCACGGUAACAGGAACAGUGUAUUCUGAAGCCUGCAACUUCACAUUUGAUGCCGUUUGCCAGAGAGAUGCUGUCCUUCUUAGAAUAGAAUCAGUAGUGUGUGAUUUACAACAAAAUGUAGAAAUACCUCGCACCUUAAAGCACAGACAGAUUUAA
This is a messenger RNA of Galeopterus variegatus (Sunda flying lemur), 345 nucleotides long. It is a transcript of the gene KLRF2, whose product is annotated as killer cell lectin-like receptor subfamily F, member 2. Lineage: Eukaryota; Metazoa; Chordata; Mammalia; Dermoptera; Cynocephalidae. The record is from RefSeq and is a predicted model, not a curated record.